Messenger RNA from Penicillium soppii, 1581 nucleotides. RefSeq lists its product as uncharacterized. NCBI's taxonomy places the organism in Eukaryota, Fungi, Ascomycota, Eurotiomycetes, Eurotiales, Aspergillaceae. The record is from RefSeq and is a predicted model, not a curated record. Gene Ontology annotation, molecular function: transmembrane transporter activity. Gene Ontology annotation, biological process: transmembrane transport. The coding region runs from base 1 to 1581 and encodes 526 amino acids. The transcript has 2 exons.
AUGGAAAAAACAGACAUCAGUCAUGUUGAGCUUGCAGAGGACUCUGACAAGCAAUCUACUCAGGACGGGCAGGUUGAGCUAUUCAAAGACAAUCGGGUUGUACUCAUACCGGCCCCGUCUGCAGACCCCAGAGAUCCAUUGAACCUUCCUCCAUGGCGCAAAUGGGUUCUUUUAGUCCUUGUCUCCGCAUAUAGUUGCACGGCCGUUGUGCUUGCUUCUGGAAUGGGCCCUAUCUUCUCCGUCGUUGCGCAAGAUUAUCCCGGCCAGACGGCCAAAGCCAACGACCUCUUGACUUAUCCGACGCUUUUCAUGGGUGUUGGAAACCUCAUCACCAUGCCGUGGGCAUACACUGCGGGCCGACGGCCUGUAUUUCUUGCAUCAAUGCUUCUCCUCAUUGGAGCUGGUAUCUGGUGCCAGUGUUCGCACAGCUUGGGAAGUCACAUUGCAGGCCGCAACAUUAUGUCGCUGGCGGCCGGGCAGAGUGAAGCGCUUUCCCCAAUGAUUGUCCAAGAAAUACAUUUUCUCCACGAGCGUGGUCGGAAGAUCGCUUGGUUCGUCUUUAUCCAAAACAUCGCCGCCUGUGUGUUUUUUGUUACCUCCACAUACAUGGUUUCUGCAUGGGGAUGGAGAUGGUGGUAUGGCUUUUUCAGUAUCAUGAAUGCCCUGAUUUUCUUUCUGUCUGUCAUAUUCGUGACAGAAUCUCAAUUCGUGCGCCCCGAGGAAGCAGUUCAGGGGCAGUCCGUAUUGGAUCCUAAGGUAGUGGAUGCGAUGGAAAACAUCACCCUCAGCGCUCAUGGUACCGUUCUUGACAUUGAUCGAUACGGACCUCGUCGUUGGCGAGAUGACCUGAAGCCAAUGGUGCUCAAGCCACGUCUGUGCGAUGUUCCUAUUUUCUACAAGCACAUCCUACAAGGGUUCUGUAUUCCAACGAUUUUCUGGCUAUUGUUGCUGAACGGUGCUUUCCUUGGCGUCUACGUCUUCCAAUCUUCAACUUUCUCGAGUAUUCUUAUGCCACCACCCUACAACUUUGCUUUCACAUCUCUUGGAUACGUCCAAGCCGGCCAGCUAGUUAGCUGUGUCAUUUUCCUCCCAUUGUUGGGCUAUGGAGGUGAUCUGACCAUCCGUGCCUUCAGUCGCCGCAACAAAGGCCUUUAUAAGCCGGAAUACCGUCUACCCAUGAUGGCUAUUCCGGCCAUUACUGGUGUCAUUGGCGGUCUGAUAUACGGACAAGCAGCAGCGAAUCCGGAGAAGUGGAAUGUCAGCGCUGUGGUUGUCACGUAUAAUGCUAGCUUCUUCGCGUUCCUUGGAGCCAAUAUCGUUGGAAUCACUUAUGCCGUAGAUAGUUUUCCCCAGCGUGCUGCACCAUUUCUGGUUGUUAUUUGCGCCGGAAGAGGUCUUAUCUCCUUUGGCCUGAGUUAUGCUACUUUGCCUGCUGUUUCCUCUCUUGGGUAUGAUGGAACAAUGGUUGUGGAAGCUGUAAUUUGUGGCGCGUUGGCUCUCAUUGCUAUUCCCAUCUACUUUUUCGGGCCUAGGACUCGAUCUCUUGCGACACGUUUCCUGAUCGACAAGGAUGAGAGUUAA